Molecule: messenger RNA, 1365 nt
Organism: Mucor velutinosus
Lineage: Eukaryota; Fungi; Mucoromycota; Mucoromycetes; Mucorales; Mucoraceae
Gene: SWE1
Product: mitosis inhibitor protein kinase swe1
Exons: 2
Coding region: 1-1365 (454 amino acids)
Biological process (GO): mannan biosynthetic process
Cellular component (GO): Golgi apparatus
Molecular function (GO): alpha-1,2-mannosyltransferase activity
Source: RefSeq, a predicted model, not a curated record
AUGUUCAAAAGGAAGUCAUUCACUACAAAAUAUGCCAUCAUCGUGGGUGUGAUAGUCUAUGUCUACAUCUAUAUACUACCCAUACAAAAGCAGCAUUUGAUUCCUCAGGCAUCAUCAGCAUCAACACCAAUUGCAAGCGCUGAUGAUCACAUCCUAAAAGAGAAUGCCUAUUUGGGCAAUUGUCUUGGAGCCAACGUUGAGCGAAAUGUAGACAAUAACCACCGAGAUAGCAACCGAGCUUACUGGAACCAACUCUCUGACAUUUCAAUGGACAGAUACAAAUUUGGAUGGAAAGACUUUGUUCGCCAGGAAAGAACAAAACCACAGCCUACAAGAUGGGAAGACGAGAAGGGCAUAGUCUUUGUAGCAGGCAACGAUGACACAAUGAAGCGCACGGUUGGCACAAUUCGACUAUUGCGUUCCUUUGAAUGCACAUUACCCAUUGAAAUCUGGCACAUGGAACAUGAAGCUCAGGAUGCUACUACAUUUACCAGCAAACUACAAGCACUAGGCAACGUGAGGUUGCGUGAUCUUUCUGAUUUUGGAUUGCCUAGAUCCAUAAGUAGGAUAAGAAAUCGGGGCAAACAAUUUCAGGUCAAGGCAGCAGCCAUCAUCAACUCUCGAUUUCAACAUGUACUCUACCUUGAUUCAGACAACAUACCAACCCGCGACCCUACAUUUCUAUUUGACUCAACCGAGUACAAGCAAAUAGGAGCACUAUUUUGGCCCGAUUUCUGGAAAACAGCAGCAGAAAACAAGAUAUUUCAAUUACUCGAAAUUGAAUGUAUAGACACUUGGGAGCAAGAGUCUGGUCAGAUUGUAGUGGACAAGGCAAGACAUUGGAUACCUUUGCAACUAAGUUGGUUCAUGCAGUACUUCCAUGAGGUUUAUUUUCGACUGUUGAAUGGAGAUAAAGAUACAUUUCAAUAUGCAUGGCGAGCAUUGGAUGCGCCAUUUUAUCGCAUAGAGACGUUUGUAGGUAUGGGAGGACUGAUGUUGAAUGGGACAUUUUGCGGUCAUAGCAUGCUUCAGUAUGCAGUGGAUGGAAAUGAUCACCCACAACAACCUUUAUUUGUGCAUGCAAACUUGAUGAAACAGAUCCCAAAAUCGGUCUUCCUUGGCAACAGUGGUGAUAUUGAAAAGCAACGUCCGUGGCAUCUUAUCAAACGAUACAGAGAUGAUCGAUCCAACAAUUUCCUAAAGCCAGAAUUUUACACAGUGGGAAAUACGACCAUUGGAUGCAUGAACUUUGCUAGUAGAAAAUUUGAAAAUGAAUCGCCUAGCUAUGUGGAGUCAUUUGAUGAGGUAUUGCCAUCAUUUCAAGACGAAUAUUUUAGAUUAGGAGGCAUUGGAGGCUAUGAAUAA